GUGAUCCCCCCUGCCCACCAUUCCAUUACUGGAGACUGGGGAGUGUACUGCCCUAACGAGAACCCAACGGGCACACACACAAAUUCUCCGAGGAAACACAUUUUGCCCUCCUUCAAGAAAGAAAUCCACCCACAUUUUACUCCUUUCUCUUCCACCCCAUUUCAAUUGAAGAUUACCUCAAUGUGAGGUAGAUGAAAUCUGAUGAAGAUGAUGAGGAGCAGAAUGGGUUUCUGUAAAGAAAAUGGACAGAACAAGAAACGGCCCAGAUUCUGCCCCGUGGCAGCUCAGGAUUACUCUGAUCCGUUCGAUCUGUGCAAUCUGCAGGAGGGAUUAUUAAAUCUUGAGAAAUUUGGAAGUGUUGCUAAGGACAUUGAGGAACUCAUUGCAAGAAGGAGACUGUUUCUUGAAAAACACUGUCUUUCUGCUGCUUCAGAAGCCAACCAGAAGCCUCAUGUUGUUAUUCUUGAUUCUGAUUCUGAUUCUCAUUCUGAUGGUGGUGGUGGUGAUGCAAAUGAGAAAUCUAAUUAUGGUCUUUAUGCUGCUGCAAACCAGAAACCUCAAACUGUCAUUCUUGGUUCUGAUUCUGAUUCUCAUUCUGAUGAUGAUGGUGCAAAUGAGCAAUCCAUUAAUGGACCUUAUGAUGAUGAUGAUGUGGGUGAUGUAUGGAAGGAAAUGGCAUUUGUUAUGGCAUACUCCAAGGACACAUCAGCUGAUCAAUAUUGCUCAGAAGAGAAUGGAAUAAUAAAUGGCAAUGGAGAUUGUGACCACAUUUUCAUAUUGAAGGAAGACAUUGGCACUGUGUGCCGCGUUUGUGGGUUCAUUCUGCAGAGCAUUGAGACCAUUAUUGACUUCCAGUAUCGAAAGGCCAAGAAGAGCAGCAGAAGUGUGUAUAGAGAGGCCAGAGCGCGGGCCCCACAGUGUCCGAGCAGUGGUGGGGCCCGCCCGUCGGAAGACGGCAGGAAGGAGGAGUCACUGUCCCCGCACCUGAGGCACGAGAAGCUGAUGAAGCCCCACCAGAUCGAAGGGUUCAAGUUCCUCGUCAAGAAUCUGGUGGGGGACCACCCCGGGGGGUGCAUUUUGGCGCACGCCCCCGGUUCGGGAAAGACGUUCACGAUCAUCACCUUCUUGCGGAGCUACAUGUCCAAGUGCCCCGAGGCGAGGCCCCUCGUGGUCCUACCCAAGGGCAUCUUGUCCACGUGGAAGAGAGAGUUCUCUAGGUGGCAGGUCGAGGAGGAGGACGGGGACCGCACGUUCCCUCUCCUCGACUUCUACUCCGCCAGAGCUGAUAACAGGUGUCAGCAGCUCGACGUCCUCCAGAGCUGGUCGAGGGAGCGGAGCGUCCUCUUCCUCGGCUACAAGCAGUUCUCCUCCAUUGUCUGCUCCGACGAUGACGAAACCGCCCAAACGGCCGAGUGCCGCCGCAUCCUCCUCGCGUGCCCCUCGAUCCUCGUCCUCGACGAGGGACACACCCCUCGGAACGAGGACACCGACACCCUCACCUCCCUCGGGAUGGUCCGGACGCCCCGCAAGGUCGUCCUCUCCGGGACGUUGUACCAGAACAGCGUCCGCGAGGUCUUCAACAUCGUCAACCUCGUCCGCCCCAAGUUCAUGAACCUCCCGGCCUCCAGAGACCUCAAGCGCAGGAUACUCUCCCGCGCCAAAGUCUCCGGGACACACACUAGCAGUUUCUCCGACAGAGAGUUUUUCGACAUCGUCGAGAAAACGCUAUCGAAAGACGACAACUUUCCGAGGAAGGUGGCUGUGAUUAAAGAUCUGAGAGAGAUGACAAGCAAUGUUCUUCAUUAUUACAAAGGAGACUUUCUUGAUGAGCUUCCAGGGCUUAUGGACUUCACCGUCCUCCUUAGACUCAGUGAAAAACAGAGGAAUGAAGUUGAAAAGCUCAAGAAACUCCAUAACCAGAGGUUCAGAGUGAUUUCUGAGUGCAGUGCCAUAUACAUCCACCCCAAGCUGAGAUCAACAGAGAAAAUCUUUGGGGUUUUAGGAGAUUUGGAUGUGAAAGAGGGGGCCAAGACCAAGUUCUACUUGAAUCUGUUGAAUCUGUGUGAGUCUUGUGGGGAAAAGCUUCUGGUUUUCAGUCAGUACCUCCUGCCAUUGAAGUUCUUGGAGAGGUUGACUGGGAAGAUCAAAGGGUAUAGUCUUGGGAAGGAGAUGUUCGUGAUCACGGGCGACUCCGAGUCCGCGGCCCGGGACUCGUCCGUGGAUGCGUUCAACUCGUCCCCGCACGCCCGGGUUUUCUUCGGGUCGAUCCGGGCGUGCGGGGAGGGGAUUUCGCUCGUCGGGGCAUCGCGGGUCGUGGUGCUGGACGUGCACCUCAACCCGUCGGUCACCCGACAGGCGGUGGGCCGGGCGUUCCGGCCCGGCCAGACGAGGAGGGUUUACGUUUACCGGCUCGUGGCGGCGGGGUCGCCGGAGGAGGACGACCACCGCAUCUGCUUCGAGAAAGAGUCGGUGUCGAGAUUGUGGUUCGAGUGGAGCGAGCACGACGGCCAUCGUGACUCCGGCGGCAUGACGGCCGUCGAUGUGGAGGCGUGUGGGGACAUGUUUCUGGAGUCCCCCUGUUUCGGGGAAGACAUUGUCUCUCUUUACCGAAGAUGAUCGAGACAGGAAGAAGUUUGUAAGCUCUUCGUGGAAAUCAAAUGUUUGUUUUUUUGGGUGUGUUUGAAUAGGAGUCCAAAAGAUUUGGCGGAGCUUUAUUUAUACAACUAGAUUUUAACCGCCGUGGGUAGCCGUCUCAAGCUCACUUCAUAAAAUAAAUAUCCUAAAUCAAGAUUCUAAUAUGGG
Cuscuta campestris is the source of this 2802-nucleotide messenger RNA. Lineage: Eukaryota; Viridiplantae; Streptophyta; Magnoliopsida; Solanales; Convolvulaceae. The record is from the annotation of a GenBank genome assembly.